Messenger RNA from Zasmidium cellare ATCC 36951, 1185 nucleotides. RefSeq lists its product as uncharacterized. Gene Ontology annotation, cellular component: mitochondrion; cytoplasm. Bases 1 to 1185 code for a protein of 394 amino acids. The transcript has 6 exons. Lineage: Eukaryota; Fungi; Ascomycota; Dothideomycetes; Mycosphaerellales; Mycosphaerellaceae. The record is from RefSeq and is a predicted model, not a curated record.
AUGACUUCGCCUGCCACCGCGGCGCCUUAUACGCGCGCCGUGGUCAAUGCCAUGCGCAAGCUCUAUCCGGAGGUUCUGGCAGACAAGAGCUUCGACAACACGGGCUUACUCCUCGAAGCACCUUUCGAUCCCGUCCGCCGCCAGAUGAACUCGGUCCUCCUCACCGUCGACCUCACCAAAGCCGUCGCCGACGAGGCCAUUGAGCGCCAAGAUUCGAUUGUGGUCGCAUAUCGUGCCGUAGAUCCCAUCAUCUUCAGAGGCCUCAAGAGCUUGACAUUGAAGGACACCCAGCAGCAGAGUCUGCUCCGACUGGCAGCGCAGGGUAUCAGCGUAUACAGCCCGCACACGGCCAUCGACUGCGCACGGGGCGGGCUAGGCGACUGGCUCGCGGACAUCGUCACAGGCACACCCACCGACCCGUCUGAACUCGAAGACCUCACCGAUGGCGAAGCGAAUGAAUCCCCCGAAAAGCAGACCCCAGCGGAAACGCCCCUCGAUGGCGGCGACGACAAAUCUUCCCUCCAGGCGCCCAAGCGCCCAGUCUACAUGCUGCAGCACCACCCUUCGCAACUGACCCUCCACGAGCGCGCGCUGAAUCUCGGCAAUCACCAACAUCAGCGAUACCCCAUCCAACGGACGAAAGUCGAAGGAUAUCCAGGCGCUGGAAUGGGUCGCAUCAUCCGUCUUUCCGAACCAGUGCCCUUGACGGACAUCAUCGACAGGAUAGGUCUGGGUCUGGGCAAUCCCAAGGGCUUCCCGAUCGCAGUCCCUCAAGACAAGCAGGCGAGCGACAUGAUGAUCAGCAGCAUCGCGCUGUGUGCAGGAUCUGGUGGUCACUUAUUCCAAGAGAUGGAAGCCAAUGGCGAGGAUGUCGACCUGCUCUUCACGGGCGAGCUGUCGCAUCACGAGGCGUUGGCGGCGAUUGAGAAGGGCAAGUGCAUCAUCUGUCUAUUCCACAGCAACACCGAGCGAGGCUUUUUGCACAGUGUGCUGAAGGGGCAGCUGGAGAAGACGGUGAAGCAGGAGUGGGAGAAGAUCCGCAACGAGGAGAAGAGCGCCUUGCAGGACGAAAACAGCGCCACCGACGAGUUCAUGGAGGCUCUGGAUGACGAACACGUCGAGGUCCAUGUCAGUGAGGUCGACCGAGAUCCUUACGGCAUUAUGAUCUCCAAGGCCGAAAUUUAA